Messenger RNA from Harpia harpyja (harpy eagle), 2861 nucleotides. RefSeq names its product NSFL1 cofactor (gene NSFL1C). Gene Ontology annotation, biological process: autophagosome assembly; proteasome-mediated ubiquitin-dependent protein catabolic process; membrane fusion. The record is from RefSeq and is a predicted model, not a curated record. Lineage: Eukaryota; Metazoa; Chordata; Aves; Accipitriformes; Accipitridae. Gene Ontology annotation, molecular function: ubiquitin binding. The coding region runs from base 57 to 1166 and encodes 369 amino acids. Gene Ontology annotation, cellular component: cytosol; nucleus. The transcript is spliced from 9 exons.
GGAGGGGCGGGGCUGGCGCGGGCCCCGGCGGGGUUUAGGCGCUGCACCGCGGCAAGAUGGCGGAUAGGGAGGAGGCGCUGAGGGAGUUCGUGGCCGUGACCGGUGUCGAGGAGGAGCGAGCGCGUUUCUUCCUGGAGUCCGCCGGUUGGGAUCUCCAGAUUGCGCUUGCCAGUUUCUAUGAGGACGGGGGUGAUGAGGACAUUCUGACUCUUCCCCAGCCGACACCCAGCUCUAUAUCCAGAGGCACUGCAGCCAGUGACCACAGAGUAACAUCGUUUAGAGACCUUGUUCAUGCGCAGGAGGAGGAUGAUGAAGAGGAGGAGGGACAGCGGUUUUAUGCCGGUGGCUCAGAGAGAAGUGGACAGCAGAUCGUUGGUCCUCCAAGGAAGAAGAGUCCCAACGAACUGGUGGAGGAUCUGUUCAAAGGAGCAAAGGAGCACGGUGCAGUGGCGGUUGAUCGGACAGCCAAGAGCGGUGGCGAGACUAGCAAGCCUAAACCUUUUGCAGGGGGAGGGUAUCGCCUUGGGGCUACUCCAGAGGAGGAGUCUGCUUAUGUGGCAGGAGAGAGGAGACAGAACUCUGCUCAGGAUGUGCAUGUUGUACUGAAGCUCUGGAAGAGUGGAUUCAGUCUGGAUAGCGGAGAACUGAGGAGCUACCAGGAUCCGUCCAAUGCCCAGUUUCUUGAUGAUAUCCGCAGAGGGGAAGUCCCGGCAGAGCUGCGCAGGUUAGCACGGGGCGGACAAGUGAACCUGGAUAUGGAGGAUCACCGUGAUGAGGAGUAUGUGAAACCUAAAAGUGUAUUCAAAGCUUUUACUGGAGAAGGACAGAAGCUGGGCAGCACUGUGCCCCAGGUGAUGGGCACCAGCUCGCCAGCCCAGCAGGCAGAGAAUGAAGCCAAAGCCAGUUCUGCCAUCGCUAUUGAUGAGUCGGAGCCCAUCACCAACAUCCAAAUCCGGCUUGCUGACGGUGGGCGACUGGUCCAGAAGUUUAACCACAAUCACAGGAUCCGUGACAUCCGACUCUUCAUAGUAGAUGCUCGGCCAGCGAUGGCUGCCACCAGUUUCGUCCUCAUGACCACCUUCCCAAAUAAAGAGCUGACUGAUGAGAACCAAACCCUGAAGGAAGCCAACCUGCUCAAUGCUGUCAUUGUUCAGCGGUUAACAUAAAGGAACCCACCUCUCGCCACACGCCUGCCUGCAGUGCGCAUGUGUCGUCUUGUCCUGUGUGUGCACCUGCGCUGUGCAACAUGGGCUCACAUCUACUCGUAGCUCUGGGUUCUUAGGUCUUGGUUGGACUUUUUUUCUCUUUAGUUGCAUUUCCCAUGGUUUUUUUUUUUUUUUUUUUUGUGAUGAUGAUCAGUGGACUUUAAAAUAAAUAAACAAAACGAAUCCGUUUUGAAAGGAGCUGCAGCCUAUUGUGCCACAAAUUCUCCCACGAGAGUUCAGUUACCUUUGUGGAUUGCGUUACUGCGCUCUUUAGAGGGGAGGAAGGUAAGGGGGAAGGGAGCUCCCAGGGAGCAGUUUCUGACCGUUGCCAACUGACUGCUCAUCACAAUCUUUUUGCUCUUCCCUCUCCUCCAGGGACUGCUGCAAAGUACUCCCUUUGUUUUCACACAUUAAAUACAAACUAUACGAGAAUGGGUGAUCUGAUUGUCAGGAUAAUGGUUACACUACUGUAAAAGCUUCAUGGGGGAAGUCUUUGUGAAACAGCUGUUGCUCAGUGUGGGGAAAACUGAUGUGUGUGUGCAGGUGCAAGGUUUAACACUCUUCUUGGGCUUUUCUGGAGAGAAAGUCCUGACUUCCCUUCCCUCAGCAGAACUCUUAGGGGCAUUCACUGCAGUACCCACCUGCUCUGCCUGCACUUUCUGCAGCAGUCCAGACUGACUGCAGUUCUAAUUUGCUGUAUUGCAUUUCUCUGAGAAACCCUGCUGCUGACUUUUUCUUUCCAAGAAGGCACAAAGCUGAAUCAGCUUGAAGUGACUGAAAGGGCAAACAGAGUCUGUCUUACUGGAAAGCAAGUUUUAUUUUGAGAGGUGAAUUAUUGAGAGGAUGGAAGCAGCUCAGGUGGAAAAACUCAAGGCUGUAGUACCCUUUGCUUUAUUUCCUCUCCUCUGCUGAGGACUAACAUAACUGAACACCUGGAAUUCUCCAGCUUUGGUCUGUUCUGCUGUUAAUGUUUUGGGCUCAGGUCUCCAUAUUUUUCUUUCCUUUGAACAGAAUCCCACAGGUGAAUUUGUUAUGCCUAGACAUGAGGGACUGGUAGCUCUGGUGUAGCGUCACACGUACGAGUUGCCAUAUAGCGUUGUGCCACGGCACUUUGCGCCGACCCGCAGCAUGCUUGCUAUCCAAAGCCCUGGGCUUCAGCGCAGAACUCGGAGCUGUGCUGAACAGUGGGCCUCCAGACAUCAGCUAACUGGGAGCUGCCCUGCGCCCAGCGGUAUCCCUUUGAGAGAGGCUGGAUUGCUGCCGUGCGAAGGGUUGGAGCACGCCAUCCGCUUUCCGCCUUAGUCACACUGGAGCCCUGCGGCUGCUACUGUGCUGUAAGUCCACCCCCCUCAUCACUCUGAAGCUUCCAGGUCCUCACCUUGGUGCGAGCAGAGAACAAGCUGUAGGGAAGUGCAGGCUGGGGGAGGGCCAGCAGGUUGGACAGGUUCAGCAUGAGAAACUCGCUUGGCUGGCUGUAUUAAUACAAAACUGUGGGAGUAGAUACCAGACCUUAGCAAGGGCAUUUUUACAACAGUUUCUCAACCGAGAGCUGAAUUAACUUACAUUUUUCAUUACUAAAUGGAUAUAUAAUGUGCGUAACAACAAAUUUGUAAAUUAUUGUGAAAAUUACCAUUAAAAGGCCACAAAAUAGGAAAA